AUGUCUGAUUUAGAAAGAUCGGAACCGCUAAUUGCACCAAGGCGUUUCUUUGGUGUGCAUUUUGUUAUAUUCCGGAUCCUUGGUUUAGGAUGGUGGCAUCAUCCAGAUGAAGGAGACACUCGGAAUUUCCCUGGACUGUACAUUUACUAUUCAAUAAUAGCAGAACUCAUCUGGGUAGUGGGUUUUGUUGGACUGGAGACAAUUGAUCCAUUUGUGGGCGAAACGGAUCCAGAUCGGUUCAUGUUUAGUCUUUCCUUCGUGAUCACUCAUGACCUGACUGUAAUAAAAAUAUGCAUUUUUUUGUUCAAAAAUAAUGAAAUACAAAAAAUUGUACGCACUGUGGCAAUUGAUUUGCAGAAUUUCUAUCAGAACUAUGAAAAGAAUCGAAAAACUAUCAAAAUUACGCGAAUACUCACCGCUACUUUUGUUUUCUUCGGAUGGGUAACCAUUUUGAAUAUUGACACCUACGGUAUCGUUCAGGAUAUUAUUUGGAAGGCUGAAGUUGCGAAGAUGAAUGAUACCUCAUUGAAGCCGCCACGUACACUCCCGCUACCAAUUUACAUUCCAUGGAGCUACCAGAGCGAAGAGUCUUACAUUUCCGCUGUUCUUUUAGAAACAGUAGGGUUACUUUGGACUGGUCAUAUCGUGCUGACCAUUGACACAUUUAUUGGUUCCGUGAUAUUACACAUUAGCUCUCAAUUCGAAAUAUUGCAGGAAGCUAUAAUUACUGCAUACGAUCGCACAAUUGAACAUUUAUCCAAUGAAAUCAACCGUGACAUUGAUGACACACAUAUGAUUGACGAUUCUCAUACUACGGAUCUCUAUUACGAAAGAAUUGUGAGACUAUAUUGCACGGAGCAAGAAAUUGAGAAUGCAUUAGAAAAUACGUUGAAGAGCUGUUUCCGUCAACAUCAAAUGCUAAUCAGGUUUGUACACGACAUGCUGAUUACCAAAAAGAGAGCACUUUUGCCACACUUACUUAUAUAG
Molecule: messenger RNA, 987 nt
Organism: Maniola jurtina (meadow brown)
Lineage: Eukaryota; Metazoa; Arthropoda; Insecta; Lepidoptera; Nymphalidae
Gene: Or-60
Exons: 1
Coding region: 1-987 (328 amino acids)
Biological process (GO): detection of chemical stimulus involved in sensory perception of smell; sensory perception of smell
Cellular component (GO): plasma membrane
Molecular function (GO): odorant binding; olfactory receptor activity
Source: RefSeq, a predicted model, not a curated record